CUAGUUGAUUAUGGAUGAAACAUUGAACCAAAACGAUCAUAAGAGUGGUUAGGUAGGAGAAAUGAAUUAUCCAAGGCCAUUUUGGUAAACGAAGAGAAUAACAAAAGGGAAAAUCAAAAGAAAGGCGCCAAACUUGCCAAUCAAAACCAUGGCGGAUGGUGUCGAGGUGAAGUGAGAAUGAACUGGACAGAGAUAAGAAGACAAGAAGGGGGUGGGGUUGGGAUUUGGGGGAAUGCCGGGAAAUCUGGCCAUGGCAGUUAGCGAUUCAAACUUUUCUCCGCUUCGAGUUCCCCCCCAUCUCCCUUCUUCUCUCUUUUUCCUCCCACCCAAUUCGGCCAGGCUCGAAAUUCAAAACCUUUUCUCCUUGGCACUUUCCAAUUCCCACUCAAACCCUAAUAAGUAAUACUACUUUCCCUCUCUCUCCAUCCCCAAUUCUCCUUUUAAUCUGAGUUGAUCGUUCACCUGUUCCUCUAAAUUUAAUCAAGCCGCCGACCCACUCCCCAUUCCUUCCUCCACCUUCUUUCUCUCGUCUUCGACCACUUCCUUUAUUUACCCUCUGUGUCCUUCUAACCUUCUUCUUGUUCUCCGCCGGAAUUGCAGUAUCUGGUUGCUUCAGAUCAACAAGGUCAGUGAACCCGUGUGCUUUCAUUUUCCCUUUAAUGGGUUCCUCCCUCUGGGCGAUUGCUCUGGUUUGCUUCCGUUAUCAGUGAAUCAGUCAACAUGUUGGAGCCUUCUUUUUUCUCUUUUACAUGGGUUUACAAGUUAUACUUGGCUGUACAGUCGCUGUCUUUUAACUUCACUGCUGCUUGGAAAGUUUAUAACUUUUCCCGAUUGAACUUGAUGUAAAUCCUACAGCAGUCUUGUACGUGGUAGAUGUGAAUUGGGUACUCAAGGGAGUGCCUUUUUUUCUUUUGGUUCUCGUCUCUAGAUGAAUGAUCUGCUUGGUUGAAUUGGUGUAUGGAGAAACACUGUUGAUUAGUAGUAUUGAUAUGCAGAAGCUUCACCAUGAAUUGUUUGCUUGAUGAAUGAACUUAACAGGCUUAUGCCAGUAUGCCACAGUUGGUUGCGUGAUCCUUUGGAAAUAAAUGUAUUUGUUGAUCUGGACGGGGUAACUAGCAAACAAUUUGGACCUAUGAUCUAUGUCUUGUUGAUUUGAAGAGGUGUAAAUGGAUAUGAAAUGUUGCUUAGCUGGUGAAAGUAUGAAAAAGGAUUUGUUUGUGCAAUUGAGCCGUACUAGAUCUGUUCCUUUUUUAUGCUUUCUUCACUUGCUCUCUGUAUGAUAAGGCUGCCGUCGAUCUGGUGACACUUUGUAAUAUUUCUGCUUCUUUCCCAAUUGAAUUUCUGAAUUUCCAAUUCUCAUGCUAAUGAUGUAUGAUUCUUUUGACAGGGAUGGAUCAGAAUUUUCCAAACGUCCUGACUGCAGAAGAUGUUGUCUACCCUGAGAAGGAAGCUAUGGAUCUUCAGCAAACCAUGCCUGAUUCCAUUUCUGAAGCGGAUGAAGUCUAUACAAUUUAUGACCCUGAUUCCCCUUUGCUGACUCCUGAUACAAAGCUGGGUGGAAACAAGGUCCAUCACCAAGUUGCAUCUGCCAGUCCUAGUGGUGGCGCCAAUAGUUCUGAUCUCUCCUUAAAGGAUGGAUCUGAAUCAUCUGUGUCACAGUCAGACUCUGACUCCGAAUCUUCCAACUCUAGCAAUGCCUACUAUAGUCUCCCUUUAAACAUGGGUCGGAAGGGACUGUCGUACCAGCUAGGGAAUGACGAAAAGGUAGAGAUCGUUGUGGCUGAUGAAAAUAAUGCAACUUAUGAAGAACUGCUCAGGAAAGUAUCCAUGUACGAGAGCGAGUUGAAGCUUUCAAACCUAAGGCUGCAGAAGUCAGAGGAAGAGGUUUCCGGGUUGAAGAAUGAACUGAGAAAGGGUGCUGAAAGUAUGCAGUCUCAACUCCUAUCUGCUCAAAGAGAGAUCAAAGCUAGAGAAGGCGACCUUGAAGUUGAAAGGAGAAGAGUUGUGGAACUGGAGAAUAGAAUAGCUGAAGGUGCGUCAGAACUGCUGCACCAGCUGGAGUUGGCUAGAGAAGAGAUAGCAGCAUUGAAGGAAAGCAACUUGAGUUACAGAGACCAACUGUCGGACCAAGAUGAAGAGGCGAAGGAGCUGAAAGCUGCAAUGCUUUGCGUGGAGGUGAAAUUCCAUGCUGAAAGGUCAGAAUUGCAGUCUUGCAUAUCAACCAUGUCAGAGCAACAGACGCUGCUGGAGGCAAGCAUCAAAGAAUGCGAAGCUGAGAAGGUGGAGAUGAAAGCUUCGCUUGAUGCUCAGGCAAUUCAGUUUGGAGCAGAGAUAAGUCAAUUGAAGGCAGAACUCGCUAGCAGAGGUGACGAACUGGAAGGCUUGAAUAAGAACUUCGACACCUUCAAGCACAAACACGACAUGGUCGUGGUGGAGAAGGAUGAGUUGAUUGCUAAGGUGAACACCAUGAAUGCUGAGCUGCGCUGCCAAGAUGAACAGAGAAGGGAAGUGGAGGAGCAUCUGAAAAGGUUGAAUCUUGAGAAUGGGGAUUUGAUUGCUGACUGUGAGAGUGGAAGGAAGUUGGUAGAGGAGCUGAGAAUGAGAGUGGUGGAGCUGGAGAAGGAAGUGGAUAGGCAGAAGGGUGAGCUCUUAGCAGGUGCUGAGGAGAAAAGGGAGGCGAUUAGGCAGCUGUGCUUCUCGUUGGAGCACUACAGGAGUGGUUACAAAGAGCUUCGUGAAGCAUUUGUUGGACAGAAAAGGCUUCGUGUUGUAGCCUAGUAAAGGGGAAAAGAAGGAAGCUUUGCAGUGUGCUGGUGAACUGAACUGAAAUGAAGCUGCUGCUGUUCGUUGAAGCUUAUGUUUUCAAUAGUGGGAUGUACUGUGAGAUAGGUUUGGUUGGGAAAGCAUUAAGAUUUAUCUAAACGACGCUCUUUUUCUGUUGUUCGAAUUAUUGUUACUAAUUGUUUCUUCCUAUGCAAGUUAUAAGUCAAAAGUAAUGGAAAAGCCAAACUGCAUAAUAGCGCUGUUUUUUUAUAAUGUUUUUUUAGUAAACACUAAUCUGUCUU
Messenger RNA from Linum trigynum, 3065 nucleotides. Lineage: Eukaryota; Viridiplantae; Streptophyta; Magnoliopsida; Malpighiales; Linaceae. The record is from the annotation of a GenBank genome assembly.